CUUGGAUUCAUAUUUUCUUCAUAUUCUUCAUACUGAUAUUGAUAUUGAUAUCGAUAUCUGGUUUCGAUCUUAUUGUAUACUUGGUUGAGGAUCACGUCGAUUGGAUCUAUUGAUCUUACCUCGAUAUAUAUUAAGCUGAGAUCUACACCCACCAGCACAAGAGAGUACAGCAUCGCACACAGCAGAUCGAAAUGCCUGCGACGUUAGUUCAUCACUAUCCACACCAUCAUCAACAACAUUACCAUCCCUACAAUACCACAUCACACGCACAUCCCCACUCGAAACCACCAUCCCGUUCACGUCCACGCUCCACCACCAACCCCCCCAAACCCAUCCCCAAAUCCCAACCCCCCAAAUCCUCCCGCUGCUUCGACUGGCUCCUCCUCCCAACCAACAGCAACACACACAUCGCCAAAAACCGCUCCUCAUUCAGCGCCUACCGCCGCGCACCAUGCAAAAUCGCCAACCAGCGAGUCCUGGGCAUCGGGACGGUGCAACUCCGGGUACAGCGGGCGCCGGACGAUCCGCGCACGAAUGUCCUCGUGUUGCAUGAUGUGUUGCAUAUGCCCGGGGCGAGGUGUAAUGGGAUUAGUGUGGCGAAGUAUACGGGGGAGUGUGAGGAUGAAGCUGAGGUGAUGAAGGAGGAGGAGGAGGGGGGAAGUGGGAGUAGUUGUGGGGGGAGUAGUGGGGAGAGGUGUGUG
Aspergillus ibericus CBS 121593 is the source of this 701-nucleotide messenger RNA. RefSeq lists its product as uncharacterized. The annotation marks the transcript as partial. The record is from RefSeq and is a predicted model, not a curated record. The transcript has a single exon. NCBI's taxonomy places the organism in Eukaryota, Fungi, Ascomycota, Eurotiomycetes, Eurotiales, Aspergillaceae.